UAGUAAAUGGCUUAUUUUUGCUCGACUACUUAUGGCUUCUUACUUGCUAUUUUGUUGAAGAUUGUUUUGUGUAUGUCGGGUCGGGUUAGUUUGGGGUCGAGAUUGUAUGCUAACAACAACCAGACAUGGGUUUCUGAUAAUGGUACAUUUGCAUUUGGGUUUGCUCCUGCUGUAGGAUCAAGUUCACGUUCACAGGAUGAUCAUCGGUACCAACUCGGCAUUUGGUUUGCUGAUCUACCCGGCGACCGUACUCUUGUGUGGUCCGCAUAUUUAAUCUCUCCCGUCACAAAAGAAGCGAUCUUGGAGCUCGACACAACCGGAAACCUUGUCUUAACCGAUGGGCGCACCCUCACAUGGACCUCAAACACGACACGCGACGAUAUCCAAUCCGCGGAGUUACUCGAAAACGGCAACCUCGUCCUCUACACGAUCAAUCAACACAUAGCAUGGCAAAGCUUCUCACACCCAUCAGACACACUCUUACCUGGUCAACCUUUGACAAUCUCCAAUGAGUUGACUUCGUCAAGGGGGCCCACACGUGUCGGCGGUUAUUACAUUUUAAAAAUACUACAACAACCCACUUCACUAACCUUAGCUUUAUCAUACAACCUACCAAAAGAGCCUUAUAACUUAUCAACCAAAGCUCUUUCUAAUUAUUCUUACUGGGCGACACCGGAGUUCUCUAACCUCACCGGCGAUGUUACGGCGGUACUCGACCAAGCCGGAAGCUUCGGGGUGGUUUACGGCGGAGAUUCCGCCUCAGCCGGAGCAGUGUACGUUUAUAAAAAUGACAAUGACAAAGGUGAAUUAUCAUCAGCUAUAAACCAAACAAACAGACCAUUAGUUCUACGUAGAAUAAUUCUCGAAACUAACGGUAAUCUUCGGUUAUACCGUUGGGACAAUGAUGUUAACGGAUCACGGCAAUGGGUACCCGAAUGGGCUGCGGUUUCAGACCCGUGUGACAUAGCUGGAGUUUGUGGUAAUGGUAUAUGUAAUUUAGACAGAACCAAAACAAACGCGACUUGCGUGUGUUUGCCUGGUUCUGACACUAGUGGGGACGAUUUCCAGUGUAGGGCUAACUCGUCCUACACUGGAAAUUGCAGAGUUCCCCACGAGAAUUGGAAUAAAUCCGAAUUCAAAAUCGAAACAGUUCAACAAACAAAUUACUAUUUCCUACCAUCGGCUGUGAUAGCGAAUUAUAGUGAUAUCGCGUCGGUUUCGAAGUGUGGUGAUGUUUGUUUAUCUAAUUGUGAAUGUGUUGCUUCUGUUUAUGGGCUAAACCAAGAGAGUCCAUAUUGUUGGGUGUUAAGAAGCUUGGAGUUUGGUGGGUUUGAGGAUUCGGGCUCGACUAUGUUCGUUAAGGUUCUGUCGAACGCCUCUUCUAGCGAAGAACGUGAAGACGGUUCUGGGAUGAGUAGCAGCACUCGGACUAAGGUUGUGGUGCCUCCGGUUGUGCUCGGGAUGCUUGUUCUUGUUGGACUUCUAUGUUGUUUGUUGUAUGUUAAUGUUCAUAAAAGGAGAGGGUUGAAAAGAGCUCUCAACAGUUCCUUGAUUGUCUCAGGAGCUCCUGUUAGUUAUAACUUUCGUGAUCUACAGAAUAGCACAAAUCAAUUUUCGGAGUUGCUUGGAACAGGUGGGUUUGGUAGUGUUUACAAGGGAAGUUUAGCAGAUGGGACGCUAAUUGCGGUAAAAAAGCUCGACCGGAUUUUGCCACACGGAGAAAGGGAAUUUGCAACUGAAGUAAACACAAUCGGUUCGAUGCAUCACAUGAACUUGGUUCGCUUGUUCGGGUAUUGUUCCGAAGGUGCACAAAGGCUUUUGGUGUACGAGUUUAUGACGAACGGAUCUUUGGACAAAUGGUUAUUUGUUUCGCAUAAUACUCGAGAGAGACUCUUGGAAUGGUCAACUCGGUUUCAUAUAGCAGUUGGAACUGCACAAGGGAUUGCAUACUUCCACGAGCAAUGUCGGAAUAGGAUAAUACAUUGUGAUAUAAAGCCGGAGAAUAUUCUUUUGGACGAAAAUUUUAGUCCAAAAGUUUCGGAUUUUGGGUUGGCUAAGCUGAUGGGAAGGGAGCACUCGCAAGUUGUGACCAUGGUUCGAGGGACAAGAGGUUACUUAGCUCCAGAGUGGAUUAGUAAUCGUCCUGUAACAGUAAAAACGGACGUUUAUAGUUAUGGAAUGCUCUUGUUGGAAAUAGUUGGUGGACGAAGAAAUCUCGAUAUGAGUUUUGAUGCAAACAAUUUCUUCUUCCCUGGAUGGGCUUUUCAGGAAAUGAGAAACGGGGAUGCGAUGAAGGUGGCAGAUAGGCGACUAGAAGGGGCAGUUGAUGAAGGCGAGCUUUUGAGAGCAUUAAAAGUGGGGUUUUGGUGUAUACAAGACGAUGUGAGUAUGCGUCCUUCGAUGAGUGAGGUGGUGAUGAUGUUGGAAGGUUCGGUAGAGGUGAACGAACCACCAAUGCCCCAAUCGGUUUUUGAGCUUAUUGAGGAAGGAUUAGACCAUGUCUAUAAGGCAAUGAAACGAGAAUUUAAUCCGUUAAGUUCUUUCAUUAUCACCAACAUGACAAGUCAACCAUCAUCCGGUGCAACCUGUAGUUACUCUACAAUGUCACCUAGAUAAUGCGAGUGAUGGAUCAGAAGAACGAAUGCCACUAAAUUAAAUUACAUCUUUAUUUGCGUUAUCUAACCAUUUUAUUGUAUCAAAAAUAUAAAGCACAUGUAAUUACGAGCUUGUUUAGUGCUAUAAGAAUCUGAUUUUAAAGAGUUUGUUACAGGCUAUUUUAAAAGAUGAUAUGUU
This is a messenger RNA of Helianthus annuus (common sunflower), 2793 nucleotides long. RefSeq names its product G-type lectin S-receptor-like serine/threonine-protein kinase At5g24080. Lineage: Eukaryota; Viridiplantae; Streptophyta; Magnoliopsida; Asterales; Asteraceae. Bases 7 to 2616 code for a protein of 869 amino acids. Gene Ontology annotation, molecular function: protein serine/threonine kinase activity; ATP binding. Gene Ontology annotation, biological process: recognition of pollen; protein phosphorylation. The record is from RefSeq and is a predicted model, not a curated record. The transcript is spliced from 5 exons.